Molecule: messenger RNA, 1158 nt
Organism: Pocillopora damicornis (cauliflower coral)
Lineage: Eukaryota; Metazoa; Cnidaria; Anthozoa; Scleractinia; Pocilloporidae
Source: RefSeq, a predicted model, not a curated record
UUCAAAAUGGCGGACGAAGAGAGGAGAAAGGGAGAAAAGAAAGGAACAAAAUCCAAGGGGAAGCCAAAAUUCCGCUGGAAGAAGCCGGCAAAUUUACUUAACAUUGGGAACAAAGAGAAGGGCCACGCAUUUGCUGAGAAACGGAAGAAGAUGGCUCUUAAGGAAUACAAAAAGCUACUGAGGAAAACAAGGGAGCAACAUGAGAAUCGUCAGUCAGCAGACAACAGAGAUAAUCCUCCACGUUUGCAACGUCCAACACGUGUCGCAGAUGUGAAUACAACUGGAAAGAACGAAACAGAAAGUCAGGGAGUGCGAAGACCAAAAUCUCAACAGAAGCGGAAACAAGUCAACAAAUUCAUGGCAGCUGAAAGUGAUUUUAAGAAAAGAAAAAUGGAGAAGGAACAGAUGAUUAAGGAAAGGGAAACAAUGAUACAAAAACACAGAGACGAGGUUCAGGAAAAGAUGAAAAAGCGCAGAGAAACCUUUGGUCGGUUGAAUCGACGAACAAGGAAAGGCCAGCCAAUUAUGGCCAACCAAAUUGAACAUCUUCUUGAUAAGAUUCAAUCUCAGACUUAAAAAGUAGCAAUGCAAUAACCCAUAUGGGGAAAAUCACAGAUGAAUGCUGCUCUAGAGAAGUAUUGAUAACCAGAUUGAAGGAAAUAUAUUGAACCAGUGGUAUUGAGAUUGGCAACCGUUUGGACAUUAACUGGACAGAGAUCAUCCUUAGCAGCAAAUGUGGUUUAUGGAUAAAUAUGUUUUAAAGCUAUAUUCUCUCUGGCAAAUGAGUGUCAUGCCUUUGAUUGUACUUUGUGAGCUGUUACAGAAAGGUUUACAUGUGCUUUAUGGAUCUUUCAUGUGAAGUAAAAAAAUUGGAAAAUUUAUCAGUUCUCUCACAUUUAAAAGUGAUACUGUUGUCUUACAAUAGUAGCGGUGUGGUUCAAAGCUAUCAGUCAGAAAGUCCCUCAGCCUAGAACUUGCCAACAAUAGUAACACAAUUAUCCUGCACAGGAUUAUUGACAGAUAUUUGUGUUUCAGUGUUCACUCAUUCAAAAAUCUUGUAUUUUACAUGGUAUUUUAAGGCUUGUGAGCCACUCAAAAAGUGCAGCAUAAAAGCUGCUUGUGAUAUGUGGAAAAAAUACAAGAAAUCGCUCAAUGGGA